Messenger RNA from Cyprinodon tularosa, 2277 nucleotides. RefSeq names its product phosphoenolpyruvate carboxykinase 2 (mitochondrial) (gene pck2). Gene Ontology annotation, biological process: hepatocyte differentiation; response to starvation; propionate catabolic process. Gene Ontology annotation, molecular function: GTP binding; manganese ion binding; phosphoenolpyruvate carboxykinase (GTP) activity. Gene Ontology annotation, cellular component: cytosol; mitochondrion. The coding region runs from base 370 to 2277 and encodes 635 amino acids. The record is from RefSeq and is a predicted model, not a curated record. Lineage: Eukaryota; Metazoa; Chordata; Actinopteri; Cyprinodontiformes; Cyprinodontidae. The transcript is spliced from 11 exons.
GAGGGACGGGGCGCGCAGCCCGGGGUGAAGGGACAGAGAGCAUCACCAGAAUGGGCGCAAUCUGCGGACAAAUAAACUAACAAACAUUAGCAUAUGUAAAUGUUGAGCCAGAAGCGCCUCCUCCCUGCUGCAGCUCCGUGUCCGGGGGGUUCGCUGUGAUAAAGCAGCGUGGGGACUCCGCGGAGCCAGUCGGCUGUGAUCGUGGGGCAGCAGUGGCAGGACGGAAUCCACCGAAGGUGUUUUUACCUGGAGCAAAGUGCGAAGUCCUCAAUCUGAGGACAGAUAUGAGCUGUGAAGAGCUUUAAUCUAACUUAUGUGCGCCUUUUACAAAAGUCUCUUUAAGAUAUUAAUUUAAACUCAGCAUCAAAGAUGUCUUGCCUUUUAUUAGGAGUCAUUCGAAGGCAGGGUGGAGUUGGGGCCGGUGUCGGGGUCCGCUCUCUGGCCUCCAUCCCUUCCCUACCACCGGCAGUGGCUGAUUUUGUGAAAGGAGCGGUAGACGAGUGCAAGCCCGCAAAUGUCCAAGUAGUGACUGGUACUCCUGAGGAGACGGCCAACAUACUGGCCGGCCUGGAAAGGGACGGCAUGGUCAAGAAGCUUCCUAAAUAUGAGAACUGUUGGCUGGCCCGCACAGACCCAAAGGACGUGGCCCGAGUAGAGAGUAAGACCGUGAUUGUAACCAAGAACCAGAGGGACACCAUCCCCAUCCCCGCUGGAGGGGUGAAGAGCCAAUUAGGAAGCUGGAUGAGUGAACCAGACUGGCACAAAGCCAGAGAAGAUCGUUUUCCUGGCUGUAUGGCAGGUCGGACCAUGUACGUGAUUCCCUUCAGCAUGGGACCUGUGGGCUCAACACUAAGCAAAUAUGGUGUCCAGGUGACAGACUCUCCAUAUGUGGUGGCCAGCAUGGGGAUCAUGACCCGUAUGGGCAGUCCUGUUCUGCAGAAACUGUCUGAAGGAGCGGAGUUUGUCCGCUGCCAGCACUCGUUAGGACGACCUCUCCCACUCAAAGCUCCUCUAGUCAACUCUUGGCCUUGCAACCCGGAGAAAGUCCUAAUAUCCCACCUACCGGACACCAGGCAGAUCUUGUCCUUCGGCAGUGGUUAUGGAGGAAACUCUCUGCUUGGGAAGAAGUGCUUUGCUCUCCGCAUCGCCUCCCGCAUCGCCAAGGAUGAGGGCUGGCUGGCUGAGCACAUGUUGAUCCUUGGGAUCACAAACCCUCAGGGUGUGAAGCGUUACGUCGCGGCUGCCUUCCCCAGCGCCUGUGGUAAAACCAACCUGGCCAUGAUGAAGCCUGCCCUCCCAGGCUGGAAGGUGGAGUGCGUGGGAGACGAUAUUGCAUGGAUGAAGUUUGACAGUCAAGGCAAACUCAGGGCCAUCAACCCAGAGAACGGGUUCUUUGGAGUCGCUCCAGGCACUUCGGACAAGACCAACCCUUACGCCAUGGCUACCAUCUCCAAAAACACGGUGUUCACCAACGUCGGCGAGACGAGCGACGGCGGAGUGUGGUGGGAGGGGCUCGACCCCCCUCCGGCUGGAGUUACUCUGACUGAUUGGCAUGGAAAAACAUGGAAGCCAGGAAGCUCCACACCAUGUGCCCACCCCAACUCACGCUUCUGCACCCCAGCAGCUCAGUGCCCCAUCAUUGACCCCCAGUGGGAGAGUGAGGAAGGGGUUCCCAUUGAUGCCAUCAUCUUUGGAGGCAGAAGGCCUGAGGGAGUCCCGCUGGUCUAUGAGUCUUUCAGCUGGCAGCAUGGAGUGUUUGUUGGAGCUGCAAUGAGGUCAGAGGCCACAGCAGCAGCGGAGCAUAAAGGUAAAGUCAUCAUGCAUGACCCCUUCGCCAUGCGCCCGUUCUUUGGCUACAACUUUGGAGACUACCUCGCUCACUGGCUGAGCAUGCAGACCAGGAAGGCCCCCACUCACCUGCCUAAGAUCUUCCACGUCAACUGGUUCAGGAAGGACCCGGCAACCGGUGCCUUCCUCUGGCCCGGGUUCGGAGAAAACGCCCGCGUGUUGGAGUGGAUCUUUAAGCGCUGCGGCAGAGAGCGGGAAGACGAGGCGGCCAGAAAGAGCUACGUCGGUUGGCUGCCAGAAGCCGGCGCCAUCGACACUAAAGGUUUGGGCAGUAAGGUGGAUAUGGGCGCCCUGUUCGAUGUGCCCAAACCUUUCUGGCAGAAGGAGACCAAGGAGCUGAGAGCGUACUUCACCCAGCAGGUGGGAGCUGACCUGCCCGCUCAGGUGGAAGCUGAGCUAAAGGCGCUAGAGGACAGAGUCCACAGUUAG